Messenger RNA from Trichoderma harzianum CBS 226.95, 900 nucleotides. RefSeq lists its product as hypothetical. The transcript has a single exon. Gene Ontology annotation, biological process: secondary metabolite biosynthetic process. The record is from RefSeq and is a predicted model, not a curated record. The coding region runs from base 1 to 900 and encodes 299 amino acids. NCBI's taxonomy places the organism in Eukaryota, Fungi, Ascomycota, Sordariomycetes, Hypocreales, Hypocreaceae.
AUGUCGUCCCCUAAGCCAAUCGCCCAAAAUGACUCCAUCCAAGCAUACGUCUACGUCCUAUCCCCCCAUAAAGUCGACUUCCCAGGCCAACCCGACACAGAAUCCUUCGAAUUCUCUCCCACCGCAUUCACCCUAAUCACCACACAAGACGGAGCAGUCCUAGUCGAUUCGCCAACUACACCUAGUCAAGGAGAAGAAGUAGCGAAAUGGGUCAAGUCAAUCAUUGCGGACAAGAAGCUCGCCUACAUUUACAUCACUCACGGUCACGGCGAUCACUUCUUCGCCGCGGAAGUCAUCCAGAAAUAUUAUCCGGAGGCCCGCCUUCUGGCAACUCCGCAGACAUACGCCCAGAUGCAAGAGAAUCUUGAUAAGAAGACUUAUGAGGGAUUAUGGGUUGCGACGACUCCGGAGUUGAGAAAUAAAGCUCCUCCGGAAGUACAAGUGGAUAUACUAAAGGGCGACAAUACUUUUGUUGUUGGAGGUCACCGGUUUCACGUCUUGAGUCUUCCUGGUGGUGAUAUUGGCGAAUCGACUGUGCUGCAUGUACCUGAUCUCGAACUCGUCGUGGCGGGAGACGUCGUUUACGGGAGCUGUUAUCAAUUCUUUGGCCAGGCACGAACUACUGAAUUGCGGAAUAAUUGGCUACAGUCUAUUGAUCAAGUUACUCAGCUGAAGCCAAAGGUUGUGGUGCCAUCUCACAUGCAAUCGCAUGAAGGGUUCAGCGCAGACCACAUUGAAGAAACGAUAAAGUACAUUAAAGCAUGGGAAGAGCUUGAUGCUGCGACAAAUACCUCGCAGGAGCUGGAAGAGGCUGUGAGCCAGAAAUACUCUAAUAGAAUCGGGAGCUUUAUUCUCCGAUUCUCGUCUCUGGUUGCAAAGGGGGAUAUGCCAGGUCCGUAA